GUCAAAGUCAUGUGCUAACUUAGCCUAAAAAUUAAAGUUGUAGGUACCGUAAUUAUUGUUUUUGUUUCAUUAUUUAGUUCAUUUAUCUGCCUAUUAAUGCAGUAAAAAUGAAGAAAAAGACUAAUGUACCUCGUCCAAAAUUUCAAAAUACCAGAAAAGCUUUAAGGAAGGAAAAACGAAUACAGAAAAAGAAACGUCGACAAGAACAUUCUAUUAAGAAGAAAAAUGAGAUUAAUUCUCCAGGAAAAUUUGUAAGACCCUCAGACUAUUCUGAUCCAAAACCUCCUGUCAAAUACUUUCAGAAAAAGAAAAUAGUCAACCAAUCAUCAGCUCAGGAGAUCUUAAUGAGACAAAGUAACAAAGUUAAGAAGGAAGCCAAUAAAUUGCAAUCACAAAUGGACAAGCAAAGGAGAAAAAUGUUUCUAAAGGCAAAUGAAGAUGAAGAUAAAAUAAUCAAAAAGUUAGAGAAACAACUUGGCCUGAAUAAAACUAAGAAUAAAAAUAACUUUUUUGCUGAUGAUGGACUAGACUAUUUACUAGAAAUUUGUGAUAGAGCAACAUCAGAACAAAUAGUUGCUGCAGAAAAACAUUUGGCUGAUGUUGAAAAGGAUUCUGACUUUGAAGAAGAUUUGGCUAUGGUAACAGGAAAAGAAAAACUGAAAAAAGAUAAGAAAGAGUCAAAAAGUAAACAGGCUCCCAGUGAAUAUGAAUCAGAAAAUGAUGAUAUUGAUGAUGAUGAUGAAAGUGCUGAUGAUGAAGAUUUGGAGGGAAGUGAUAAUGAAGAAACUGGAGACUUAGAUGAUAGUUGUGAUGAAUAUAGUGGUAGUGAUGAUGACUUGGAUGAUAUGGAUGAGGAAGAAGAUGAACCAUCUGAUGAAGAUGAGAAACCUACAAAGAUAUCAAAGAAAGAUAAAAAAGCUACAGAACCAAUAAUUAAAAAAGGUGGUAAAGAGAAAAUAAUCUCUCAGGAUGACAUCAGUAAAGUAUUUAGUGAAGAUGAAAUAUCACAUCUAUCAGGUUUGGAUGGAUUUUCUGAUGAUGGUGAUGAACCUGUUGAGAAGCAAGAAGCUGAAAAACCAAAUGUGUGGGAGGAUAUUUAUGGUAGAAAGAGGGACAAAGAAGGAAAUAUUAUCAAGGAAGAGAAAGGUGUUUAUAUACCCCCACAUUUACGCAAUAAGGAUAGUGCCAGUGACAAAGACUUGCUACAACUCAAAAGACAAAUUAAAAGUGUGCUCAACAAGUUAGCAGGCACUAAUCUCCACUGGGCUUGUACAUCUAUUGAGAAUCUCUACGCUAGUAAUAGUCGCAACUCUGUCAACACUGCACUAACGGCGUUGUGGGUGGAGGCAACCAUUGGAGGCUCGGUUACUCCGGAUAGACUGGUCACAGAACAUGCCGCCUUGGUGUCUGUGUUGCAUGCUAAUGUUGGAUCUGAGAUAGGAGCCCAUUUCUUAGAACAUUUAUGUCGAAAGUUUGAUGAGAUGAUGCAGAGUCGACAGCCAAUGGAGGACAAGAGACUGGACAACCUUGUUGCCUGCCUAGCUUACUUGUACAGCUUUAAGAUAUACCACCCUCUACUACUAUACGACAUCCUCGGCCGGCUAGUCCAAGAGUUAACAGAGAAGAACAUUGACUGUGUGUUGACGGUGCUACGGGCGGUUGGCGGUGUGCUGCGGAAGGAGGAACCGGCAGCUCUGAAGACAUUCGUACAGGACACACAGGCGAAGGUCGCGGCGCUGAGCGAAACCGCUUCGGCUGGGUCCCGUAUAAAGUUUCUCAUGGAGGUGCUUCUAGCGGUCAAGAACAACAACCUGACGAAAAUCCCGGGCUACGACCCAAUGUACGCUGAGGAGUUGAGGAAAUCUGCCAAGGCGGUAUUAAGGAGGGGAAACUAUGUGACGCCACUGAAUAUACGGCUGGAGGAUUUGUUGAAAGCACACGAGCGCGGUAAAUGGUGGGUGGUAGGUUCAGCGUGGGAGGGCAAUAGGACUAUCGAGGUUAAACCGACAGUCAAGCUGCCCGCCGUGGACCAGAAACUUCUAGAACUCGCUAGAACGAUGAGGAUGAAUACUGACGUUAGACGGAGCAUUUUCUGCGCGAUAAUGUCGGCUGAGGACUAUAUGGACGCGUUCGAGAAAUUGGAGCAUCUUGGUCUGCGCGCGCAGCAGCAGCGCGAGAUCGCCCACGUGCUGCUCGCGUGCUGCCUGCGCGAGCGCACCCACAACCCCUACUACGCCGUGCUGGCGGCCCGGCUGUGCGCGCACCGCCCUCACCAGCUUGCUUUCCAAUUCUCCGUGUGGGACAAGAUCAAAGAUCUGGAAAAUAUACCAACGCAGGGCCGCGCUAAUCUGGCUCAAUUCCUCACGCAUCUGUUUAUGGAGAAGUGUCUUCCUCUCUCUAUUUUGAAGAUAAUCCAAUUCUCAGACCUGAACAAAACGACGGUGAAGUUUAUGCGUCAAAUACUCCUAGCCAUCAUCAUGAAUGCUGACCUCCAGGCUUCAUUGGAGGUGUUCCAUAGAAUAUCAAAGCCGCCAAAACUACACAUGUUCAGAGAAAGCUUAAGAUUAUUUAUACAACACUUCUUAAUAAAGAAUGCUGGCAAGAAAAACAACGUGCUCACCGAGAAAGAAAUGGUAACACUGAAAGAUAGGGCCGUCGAAGUGGACAAAAUAUUAACAAUGCACGAAAAUAAAUUGAGACUGUAAAUAAAGUGUUCAUAACUUUGUAAA
Aricia agestis (brown argus) is the source of this 2729-nucleotide messenger RNA. RefSeq names its product nucleolar MIF4G domain-containing protein 1 homolog. Bases 108 to 2705 code for a protein of 865 amino acids. The transcript is spliced from 12 exons. The record is from RefSeq and is a predicted model, not a curated record. Gene Ontology annotation, cellular component: nucleolus. Gene Ontology annotation, biological process: ribosomal small subunit biogenesis. Gene Ontology annotation, molecular function: protein binding; RNA binding. NCBI's taxonomy places the organism in Eukaryota, Metazoa, Arthropoda, Insecta, Lepidoptera, Lycaenidae.